Fusarium vanettenii 77-13-4 is the source of this 1200-nucleotide messenger RNA. RefSeq lists its product as uncharacterized. The record is from RefSeq and is a predicted model, not a curated record. Gene Ontology annotation, molecular function: metallopeptidase activity. The transcript is spliced from 5 exons. NCBI's taxonomy places the organism in Eukaryota, Fungi, Ascomycota, Sordariomycetes, Hypocreales, Nectriaceae. The coding region runs from base 1 to 1200 and encodes 399 amino acids.
AUGCGUACACUUCAGCUGGGCUGGCUUCUAGCCGGCUCCCUGACCUUCCUCGGUCAGGUCCAGGCCCAAGAAGACUUUACAGUCGGCGGCUGGACUUUUGACGGAAGCUGCAGAGCACACAAGGACUAUGUCACAAAAGGCUUCGAAGAUGCCUUGCAAAUGGCGACAAAGGCACAGUCAGACCUCAACUACGCCUUGCCUCGCUUUGAAAAGAAGAGCAACCCCAAGCAGACAGCUCAGUACCGUAUUGCGAGGGCCAUGGGCCGCUGCUUUGGGUUCAUGCCCGAUGCAAAGAACGACAACGCUAAAACGGAUCAAUGGUGGUCCAGAGUCUUUCAGAUAUUCGAUGCCAUGGUCCUAGGACUGCAAGGCCCAGGAGUAACACUCCAAUUCGGGACCCACGUGCCUCUCAUCGUAUGCAAGGACGACGUCUGGACUUGGGUAGGCGCCGAUGACCCAGACCCUGAAGCUCCUGAUCUUGAUUCUCCCGAUUACGACGAAGAAGCCAAGACGAAGCUGAAGGAAGAAUUCAAGAUGAAGAACCGACACCCGGAAAAGUUUGCGGAAGGCUACUCGGGAGGGUGGUACUACAGGCAGCGCAUGGACUGGAGGAAGAAGGUUGCCCAGAACCCUCCAGGUCAGUCCUGCAUGGACGGUGCCACGGGUACCACGCUUUUCGAGCUGGACGUGAUUCACAUCUGCUCAGUCAAUUACGAGUCCAAGUCCGUAAACGCUGGUUCCCCAGUUGGUGCUCAGAUCACAAGAGACGAGACCAAGAUAGGAUCCUUCGACGCCAGCGUCUCCAACACUUUCGUGCAUGAGUUUACCCACUGGUAUGGCUCCGCGAAUAGUGGACAUGGGACUGAAAGGACAGUCACCCUCAUUGACCAACAGAGUCUCAACAAAGACGGCAAGUGGGUGUACAAGGACAAGGACGGCCAGAGUGUAUACAGGACUCGCAAAUCAAAAAAGAAGGGCGAGGUUAUUGACGUGACUUAUGGAUACAAGGACGUUUCCAACCUAGCUAUGAAACACCCCAACGGUAACGGUGGACCUGAAUAUGCUACAGAGACAGCCGAAGCAUAUGCCUUCUUUGCCAUGAUGUCAAUAAUGGACGAAGCAGACUGGGCCAAAGACGGCAUAGCAAGGAAGGUGUUCUAUAAGAAGGCUCCAUCGAUGCCUUUGAAGCUCCGAGUCUAG